UAACAUUUUGCUUUUGUCAAGACUCGAGUUUUGAACUGAACAGCACAGUGUGUCGAUGUUGCCAAAUGUGUUUCGUAUGUCAAACUUACUCUGACUCUAGCUGUAUGCGAAGUGAUAACGAACAGUGAUUUCGCGUCAGUGCAGCAUGGGAAAGAAACACAAGAAGGAAAAGCAUCACCGUCGUGCUCACGAGGGAGAGCGAGUGGACAAGCCAUUGAAGCUGGUGCUGAAGGUACCUACUCCGGCGCCUCCUCCGAUUCCAGUAACGCUACCUGCUCUCCCCGAACCACCAGUGCCACCAAUUCCACGCCUGACGCUGCCUACUGGAGUCAGCACUGAGCACAAGAAGAAAAAGAAAAAGAAGAAGACACAGCAUGAAGAAGUUGCAAGUAGCGGGGCUGGCGUGAAGAAGAAACAUAAGUCUUCAUCUGCGUCUUCGUCGCGUUCUAAACAAGCCGUACCAGUGUAUGCACCGGUUGAUGCGCAGGGAAAGCCCAUAGGGGAACCACCGGCACUGAUUCGAUCAGGUGUUGUGAAGCCUGCCAAACGCUCACACCACCCUCAUCAUCACCAGCAUCACCGGCAUGAGCAGCAGCAGCAGCAGCAGCAGUACUGGCAGCAGCACGAGCAGCAGCAGUAUGCGUAUCCGCCUAUGGACGUAGCUCCUCCGGGGUUGGAGCCGGCGCUUAUGUCCAUCCCUGUCUUGCCAGCGCUUCAGCCGCCCCCAAGCGCACAGCACCACCAUACCACCAAGAAGAAGAAAAGCAAGAAGCGCAAGCACGAGGACGAUGGGCCACCGAGUCUUGUGCCCCUUGUGCCUGAUCCGCAGCCACCGAGUAAAAAGUUGAAACUACCACCACAGGCACAGCAACAGCACCACCACCACCACGAACGUCACCACCAUCGAGACCUACAGCAGCAACAGACUAACUCAGAACAAAUUGUCAGUAGCAGUAGCAGUGUAGCUAUCAGUUACAGUGGUAGCAGCAGCAGUCAGUCAAAGAAGCACACUCUCAAGACCACCAGCAGCAGCGUGUCCUCCACUCACAGCGCCGCGCCAUCAAGCAAGCCGCCAUCGCCACGCAUCACCGCAACCACUGCAUCGCCAACGGCCGCUCAGUCGACCACCGCAGCCCGUCCACCGUCCAACGAGCUCAGUGUCACUGCUGCUUCGGCGGCCUCCCCAGCAGGGCCAGCAGCAGCAGCACUCCCUGUAGCACCAGUAUCUCCUACACCUCCAGCACCACAGCCGAUGCAACCAUUGAAACUCAAAGCCCUUCUGCAGCAUAUCCAGAAGAUGCUGAAGAAGAAGGACACCCAUGACUUCUUCCAGGAGCCGGUUUCUGAUGACUUUGCUCCUGGCUACUCGCAAAUUAUCAAGAAGCCAAUGGAUUUUGAGACCAUGGACAAGAAAAUUGAUAGCCUUGCGUACCAAAGCAUCACAGAGUAUAGGGAUGACUUUGAAACCAUAUGCCACAACUGUAUGACGUACAACGCACCAGAUACGGUGUACUACAGAGCCGCUAGUUCUCUACUGAAGGCCGGGGUAAAGGUCAUCAAUCGUGACCGCAGUGCUUCUCUCGCUGUACCUGCAGCUGGUGGAUGUUUGACAAUGCCACCGGGAUUGGGAGAUGACAUCUCCUCAGCACAACCCUCACCGUUAUCACUGCAACUCAGUGGAGAACUUGGUGAUACGGUUGCAUCUCUAUCUCCCGAUGCCUUUUCGCCGUCUGCUGGCAAGAUCAAAAAGAAACGUCCUAGUGCUAUUAGCGCAGCACAGCAACAUCAGAAGCAGAUGGUGGCUGACAUUACACGCCAGGCGCAGGAAGAAGCAGCUAAGGCAGCUGAGAGAGUGAAAAGACAUAAGUUUGGAUUCCUGGAGAAGACGGAAUCAGGCGAAACACAGAUGCGCUUUCUCAAUGCGUCAGAAUCAGAAAAGAGCACCAAGAAACUGGUUGACAUCGCUCCACCGCCGCCAAAGGAGACGCCGCCUCUCAAACCGGGUGAAAGGCGGAAACCAUCAGCUGUUUCUGCAAUGAUCAACGGUCCGUACAGUGCCUUUGCACCUGUGUACGAUUCAACCUUCUCCAUGCUCAGUCCAGAAGAGUCUGAGCUGCUCUACUCAUCCUACGGCAAUCAACCUUGCUUCCACUAUGCUCAGAGCUUGCGAUCAUUUGUGAGAGAUGUAGGGCCAAGCUAUGGAUUGGGCAUGGUUGAUCUCUUUCUGAAUCAGCUCACCGAUAGUGGGCAUGACAAGUGUUUGCCUAUUGUCAAACGGCUAACUGCUGAGCGUGACAAGAAAAUGAACAAAACGGAGUUGGUGACGUUGACGCAGAAGAAGAAACUUGAAAAGAUCAAGGAAAAUGCUGCUGCCGCUGCAGCGGUGGCUGCGGCUGCAACUGAAGCCGCCCAGCAGACCUCAAAGUCACCGGAGAAGAAAGCUAAGGACAGUAGCAGCAGCAGCACUACGGUCUCGGAUGAAGCAACAUCAGAAGUGGCCAGAGGUAGCUCGAGCAGUGCCUCACAGACUGAUGCGAAAUCCAAGUCAACCAGUGAUGGAGAUGCAGCGUCUGAAAACACUGUUAACCUGCAGGACAUCAAAGACUUGGAAAAGCUUGGCAUUGACUUCAGCUUCUUGCAACCGUCUAAGAAAGGAGAUGCUGAUGCAGAUGGUGCUGGUCAUACUGCUGAUGAUGCUGACAAGGGCACAAGCAGUGCUGCUGUUAGCACAGACAAGGGCGAAGGCACGGCCGCUAGUACAACAGCCAGUGCAGCGUCUGGUGGUGUUGUGCCAUCAUCACAGCAGCCCACAGCAAGCCCAGCCAUUGUGUUGCACAGUCCAUCAGCCCAGGCAGAAUCCGUGCCUACGCCCAGCAGCACGGAUCUUGCACUGCUUAAGAGCUCUCUUGUAGCUGACCUGGAUAUGGAUAGAGCCAGUGCACAGCCAUCGGCCGCGGGUUCUCCCGCUGCAGUGGCGUCUCCCUCUCCCGCCCCAUCCCGGGACUCGUCCAACGCGGCUUCGUCGGAAGCAUCUCCGUCGCCAUCCGCUGCAUCCACGCCCGGCCUUCCGUCGCUGUCUGCUUUGCUAGAGAGGCAACUUGAUGCUGCUGGUGUAGACGUUGGGUCUGGCAGUGAAAGGAUUGAAGAAGCAAUGGAUGUGGGAAAUGAUGAUGUUGAUGCUUGUGACCAGCCACCCGCUGCUGCUCAUACUGAUACUGGCGAAGCUGACAGGAGUUUUCCUGGUAGUGAGGCAGAUUCCCAACUCAAGUCCAAUGCAGAUGACAUAACUCAGCUGGUCAGCCUGCAGUCGCAACGUUUAAUAGCCGUUGGCGAGCAGCACGCAUCUGCUUCAACGUCCAGCAGCACCGCUGUUGCCCCAUCGCAGGCGGAGAGUGCUACAGCCGCUCACCUUGCUUCAGGGCUGGCACAACUUGCUGCACAGGCUCCUCCAGCUGCUGUGUUACCAAAUCAAACCACCUCCGAUGCUUCCAUGAACACUACUGGUGAUGCCGGUUUAGUGGCUACUCCACUUGCAUCCUCCACCCUGACUGGGACACAACAAGUCAUGCCACUGGAAGGUGUCUCAGUGACCAGUGUGCAAGCUUCAGCCAACGUACCUGCCUCAGCGGCAAUUCCCAAGCGGGCCAUUCGUGAAGGUGAUGACAAUGAUUCCAGUUCUUCUGAUGAUUCUAGCAGCAGUAGUAGUAGCAGCAGUAGCAGUAGCAGCAGUGAUAGCAGCAGUGAUGAGAACUCUGAUAAUGAGCAGGCAGCGGCAGCCUCGGGUUCUGUGCCAGCGUUGUAACAGGCCAGUCUCGUGGGUCCUUUUGUUGAAAUCGGAUGAGUGUAUGCCCGUAUAUGGCACCUGCAUCACAUCGUUGCCUUUACCGGAUUUGUAUGUGUAGCGUAUGGUAGUUCAUGCAUGGAAUUUCGUAGUUGGUUCUACGUGUCUUGAUACCAGAUUUCGCUUUUUGUAGAGAUGAACGAUUUUCACAUGGUCACAGCAAAAUUACGAAUCUACACCCAAGAUGGCUGGGACAGCGGAGUAGUGAUAGGUCGAUUUGUCAUGUUUAGAAAAAUGCUUGCAUAUUCGCUAUUCAUGCGUCACUGUGUUUGCUUCACUAUUGCCCAUUAUGCUUUCUAUCGGGGAGUAGUAUUUUACUAGUCCGUUUCUACUCCCUGCUUUCUAUGAUAUUCUGCAAAGAAUUUGUUCGGAUGCUUGCUGUGCCCUGUGACAUUCGGAACAGGACAUUACUGCUGUUCUUCUCUUUGUACCCUGCUAACAUCACGCUCCAUUUUAGCAAUUGCCUUACGUGACUGAUAGCAUUCAUGCAUGCACCAGAUCUACUGUAUUGAUUCUGGCUAGCUUUUUUUAUUAUUUUUAUUUUUAUUGUUGUUGCAAUCUCUACAUUGCUGAUUUGCAGACGCACAUCAUGAUAUCAGCACAUCAGCACCACUGUGACAUCAGCACCUCGCACCAUUGUGACAUCAGCACGUCAGCACCUCAGCAGCAUGGAUACACAAACAACACUCACUCAAUCACUGACUGUGUGCUUGCACCGACUGUGCACAGUGAAAUCUUCAUUAAUUUUGAAUGCAUCUGCCGCAUCUAGUCUGAAUGUUUUCACUAUUCAAAGUGCUUGGCAGAACAGCCCUGUGUCAUGUAGGCUGCUAUAUCACACCAUUGAUUUGUGUAUUUCUGCUGUCGGAUGAUACUGAAUUAUCAGAUUCUGAUCAUUGAAUAAUUGUCCGUGACGGUCA
Sycon ciliatum is the source of this 4758-nucleotide messenger RNA. RefSeq names its product serine-rich adhesin for platelets-like. The record is from RefSeq and is a predicted model, not a curated record. Gene Ontology annotation, cellular component: nucleus. Gene Ontology annotation, biological process: regulation of transcription by RNA polymerase II. Bases 146 to 3802 code for a protein of 1218 amino acids. The transcript has 23 exons. Lineage: Eukaryota; Metazoa; Porifera; Calcarea; Leucosolenida; Sycettidae.